GUCGAGCUGCGCGGGUUUCGUGUGGUGAGGGCCAGCCGAGUUAAAAUCUCCUCAACAUCCCAGGGGCAAAGGAGCCGAGUGGCGGCGCAUUCGCGAUUCAAACAUGGCAGCGGCUACCAGCGUUGUCGUACUCGACAGGGGCAACAAUACCACCUGCACGAUCAACUUACACGGCGCCACGGUGGUCUCUUGGAGGGUGAACAAUCAGGAACAGCUGUUCGUCAGUAAGCAAGCGGUGUUCGACGGGAAGAAGGCCAUUAGAGGUGGAAUUCCAUUUGUCUUUCCACAAUUUGGAGCAUGGACUUUCGGUCCAGGUCAUGGUUUCGCCCGUAUUAUGCGCUGGAACGUGGAAAAAGCACCAGAACGAAUGCCAAGUGGCGAUGUCGAAGCAAUAUUUUCAAUAAUGGACAACGAGUUCACUCGUUCAAUGUGGAAUUAUCCAUUUCGUUUAACCUACAGGCUGAUACUACGUGAAAAAGAAUUACACUUUAAUAUCGGUGUUUAUAAUCCGAGCAAAGAGCACACAUUCAGCUUCAAUAUUUUACUACACACGUACUUCAAGGUCCCCGACGUAAGGAGAUGUCAGAUAACUGGUCUUCACGGUUGCACUUUCAUCGACAAGACGAGAGACAAUCAGAUAUUCCAAGAGGGCCUGGAUGUCGUUACUGUACGAGAGUGGACUGAUAGAAUUUAUCAGAACACUCAGCCGGAGCAUAUUAUUACCAAUGUCGUUUCUGGACGGAAAAUGCGGGUGCAAAAGUACAAUUUUCCGGAUACUGUUGUUUGGAAUCCGUGGCAGGAGAAGGCCAGGGAUAUUCCGGAUUUUGGGGAUGAUGAGUUUCCUAAUAUGAUUUGCGUUGAGAGCGGACACGUCAGUAGCCCCGUUAUACUUCUUCCGGGCACGGCUUUCGAGGCUAGUCAAAUUUUGCAGGUCAUGUGAGUAGAGGGUGGACUAGGAGGCAACUCUCGUGACUCUGGUUCAAGCCACUCACAUCCAGUUGUUUCAUCGCCCGCUCGUCCUCGCGCAACAGUCGGCUGGCCAGCCAGUCCCCCAAACUGGCUGUACGUCCAGCCACCGGUGCAACCACCGACGCAAAAUCAUCAUCACCACCAUCAUCAUCAUCAAUCCCGUCACUACGCCCACUGCAUCACACAAUCCUGCUCCAUAUGUUCCCUCAAUCUUUAGUUAAGCAAGCGUCGGUGGCCUCCAUUUCAUCGUUAUUACUACUUUAUUCCCCAAUUAUUCAUAGCUCGUACAUUCCUCAAUAAUUCUUCUCACAAACUACUUCCUCCAACGCCAGUCGCAUUUCUGGUUUCCUUUAGCUUGCGGAAAUAUCUCGUCUUUCCGGAGAAUUUCCGGAAAAUAUCUCUUGUGAUCAUUUAAUAUUUUCAUAAAGUUUUGUUUUACUCGUUCAGAUAAAGCAAUGGUGCUAUCAUACCGGAAAAUUAGUAGUUUUUAAGCUCCAACGCAAUAAUUUACAGUGAAGAUUGGCGAUUUGCAUUUUUUUUCAGUUGUACAAAUAAUUCAAUAUGGAAGUUGGAUAAAAACAUUGAAGGUUAUUUUUUUUGAUUGACAAGAUGUGCUGAAUGAAUAGACGCUGUAGCUCAUUAAGAAUUUUGUUAGCGAACACCAUCGAUUAAAACAGAUACAUAAUUGUCUAAAUUUUUGAGUCUGAUAACUUCGCUGGUACGAUUUUUAUCGGUGACUUUUAUCAGAUAUUAUUAUUAAAAAAUGUCAUGCAAACGCCAACUGAAUUAGACCAAUAGGAAUAAAAAUAUCCUGCUGUUGCCUUGUCUCUCGCAAUAGUCAGUAGAUUGCAAUUCGUAAAGCCCUCCAAGAUCCGUUAGAAACAUAAAUGUUAUUUUAAGCCGCUAUAAAAGAGUGUCUGAAAAUUGAGAGAUUCGCAUGGUGCUUAACUAUAACGCCGAUUAUUGACAUUCCUCGUUAAAUUCUGAAGAAAUAGAUCACGAUUAUUUGCCAAUCGAAUGCUCAAACACUCGACCAAUUUCGUUCUAAAUACUAUCUCGCUCUGUAUAAUUGACAGUGAAAAUAUUUUGAUGAUUUCAAUCUGCGCAUUGUUAUUGUUGUAAGGAAUACAAUACGACUGACAGUAUACGAAGAAAGAUGGAAGAAAUGUAUGAAAAAAAAAUCAUGUGUAUACGAAUGAGAAACUCUUGCCAUUUGAAUGUAAUGUUGAAAUCUUGAUUAAUCAAGUGAAUAAAAUUCAGACAUCGAGUUCCAGUGGCUUGUUAGCAACGUAAAUUAAGAACACUGCUUUCUGAAUUUCUAUGACAAAUUUAGAAAAAAAAUUGAAACGUAUUUUUUGAAUUUUAUUUUCGUAGAGUCUGGAUUAUACUUGUAAAUAGAUUGUUUAAAAUUCAUUUGGACGACAUGUGUUCAUUUGCAUCAUCUCCUCACUCGUUUCAAAAAGCGAAAUCAAAAGGGGAUUGAAGGGAUUAAAAAAGUGCAAGGGUUUGUGACGAGCCAUUUGAAUUUAAUCGCGUAGUGAAUCCAGUUAUACUGUAUUAGAGAUAAAGAUCUUUGGUCUGUGUUAAUCGAUUUAAACUACCAUGAGAAAUAAUACGAAUAUUUAUAUCUCAAAAUUUGAAUAUUUUCUUUCCCACUUUUUUUUCAUUGUGUAUGUGAUGGCUAAAGAGAAUUACGAGAAAUUAUGAUACUUGAAAUUCAUUUGUCAAGGGACGAAAUUGAGAAUGUACUCUUGUUUUUCUUUUGGGAAAGUGCAAUAAAAUUAUUGGAAAAUCUGAA
Molecule: messenger RNA, 2767 nt
Organism: Diachasmimorpha longicaudata
Lineage: Eukaryota; Metazoa; Arthropoda; Insecta; Hymenoptera; Braconidae
Exons: 6
Coding region: 104-940 (278 amino acids)
Biological process (GO): carbohydrate metabolic process
Cellular component (GO): cytoplasm
Molecular function (GO): carbohydrate binding; glucose-6-phosphate 1-epimerase activity
Source: RefSeq, a predicted model, not a curated record